Messenger RNA from Diorhabda sublineata, 2944 nucleotides. RefSeq names its product translocation protein SEC63 homolog (gene Sec63). Bases 328 to 2643 code for a protein of 771 amino acids. The record is from RefSeq and is a predicted model, not a curated record. Gene Ontology annotation, cellular component: Sec62/Sec63 complex. The transcript has 9 exons. Gene Ontology annotation, biological process: SRP-dependent cotranslational protein targeting to membrane; post-translational protein targeting to endoplasmic reticulum membrane. Gene Ontology annotation, molecular function: RNA binding; transmembrane protein transporter activity. Lineage: Eukaryota; Metazoa; Arthropoda; Insecta; Coleoptera; Chrysomelidae.
GAUUACGUCUUCUGUCAAUAUUGACGUUAGUCCAUUUCCAAAGAAAAUCCGUUUUUAAAACGUUUUAGUUGUCGGCACGUUUUUUUUUAUAUGAAAAUGAAAAGAGAUGUAUUAUUAUUACCUCAUUUUUUUGAACGAUAAAAUAAUGUUCGAAUAGUUUAAAUAAAUAUAAUCGGAACAACCGAUAUAUUCGAAAUUUAUUCACUCGAUUAAUUUACUGCUUCUUUCUAACUGUAAAAAAUUUGAUAAACGACCCAUCGCCGUGUCAUUCAAAAUAAUUUUUGACACGUUGGAUUGUGUGAGCCCCAGUAAUUUACAAAAAAUAUAAUGGGUCAAAAGUUUCAAUAUGAUGAAAGUGGAGGAACAUUUUUCUAUUUCCUUUUAUCAUUUUUAGCACUUGUUUUAAUUCCAGCUACAUUUUAUUACUGGCCAAAAAAGAAAAAACGAGACGUCGAAGAAGAAAAUAAGGAAUGUAAAUGUUCGGGAUGUAUUUUAAAAAGAGAACAUUUGAAAAAAUUAGAACCGUGGAGGGGCCCCAAAAUUUUUUUAAUAAAAUUAACAAUUAUAGCCGGUUGGGUGAUACUAUUUUUAUUAGCUUACAAAGUAUCACAAUUUGAUUAUGAAAUGUCCAAUUUUGAUCCUCACGAAAUACUAGGAAUUCCUCUAGGUGCUAGUCAAAGUGAAAUUAAGAAAGCUUACAGAAAAUUAUCAUUAAUUCUUCAUCCGGAUAAGGAUACUGGCAAUGAGAAAGAAUUCAUGAAACUAACCAAAGCGUACCAAGCUUUAACAGACGAAGAAGCAAGGCGUAAUUGGGAAAAAUAUGGUAAUCCUGAUGGACCUGGAGCAAUGAGCUUUGGAAUCGCUUUACCCUCAUGGAUUGUUGAAAAAGAAAAUAGCGUUUGGGUUUUGGGUCUUUAUGCACUUGUUUUUAUGGUGGCAAUGCCUAUAGUUGUUGGUACUUGGUGGUACAGAAGUAUUAAAUAUACGGGAGAUCAAGUAUUGUUGGAUACCACUCAACUGUAUUAUUAUUUUUUUAAUAAAACUCCAAACAUGGCUCUGAAACGAGUUAUAAUGAUUCUAGCUGCUAGUUUGGAAUUUGACAAAAAGCAUAAUUCUGAAAUAACCGAAAGGCAGUCAGAUAAUGAAGAAGUACCUCAACUAAUAAAAAAACUCCCAAAUUUGGGGGAAAAAAAUAAAGAAAGACCUUUGUGUUAUUUGUAUAGCAUCAAAGCUCGGGCCAUAAUACAUGCUCAUUUGAGCAGGAUACCAUUGAAUCCUCUUACUUUGGAACAAGAUAGGAGGUAUAUAAUAGGAAAAUGUCCGUUUUUGGUAAAUGAGCAGGUCAAUUGUGUAAAUCAACUUAUAAUUAUGGCCUACACUAGGAGAAUUCCCAAAUUACCACCAAUCGAAACUAUAGAAAAUUGUAUGAAAUUAUCACCUAUGAUAGUGCAAGGUCUUUGGGAAUUCAAAUCUCCUCUUCUACAACUACCUUAUAUCAAUGAGGAUAAUUUGAAAUAUUUCAUGUCGAAAAAACGUCAAAUCAAAACUUUACAACAGUUUGCGCAACUUAAAGGUGAAGAAAGACGAAAUUUGUUGAGAAAUUUGAGUGAUGAUGAAUAUGAGAAUGUUAUGAAAGUAUUGGGAAGAAUGCCUUACGUCGAUUUUCAAAUUCAAGUAGAAGUUAUGGACGAUGAAAAUCCAAAUGAAGUAACAGCUGGAGCUAUAGUUACGGUAACUGUAACUUUAAUUAGAAAAGAUAUGAGCAGCCUUUUCGGCGACGAUUCUGCUAAAGAUACGAUAGAAAUAAACGAAAAUGGUACAGAUGAAGUUAAAGAAAAUGCGGGAGGCGAUGAAACUGUCGUCAAAAGACCGGCAUGGUUAAAACAAAAGAAAAGUAAAUUCCAAUCUAGAGUUAAGUUAUUUUUGUAUAUAAUAAUAAUUAUAAUUUUAGGUGGUAAAAAAACGAAGAAAUCUAAACCUGCGAAUAAAUCGAACGCCGUUUUAAAACCAAAGAUGGACGAUUCUCCAAAGAAUCUCGUUAAAAGGAAAGAAACGUCGAGAAUUAAAGAAAAUAAGAAAGAACAACAAGAUGAUGAAGAAACAGACGAAACCGAUGAUAGCGAUACAGAAAAUAUUGAUAACGAAAAAUCGUCCGCCGAAGAAGAAGGUGAAUCAAAUAAUAAAACGAACGAUGACGACGAUCAGGAAUGGGAAAAGUUUCAGAAGAUCCACGAAAGGGAAAAAUCUUUGGAAGGAAGAUCGAAAACAUCUCAUGCUGUUCAUUGUCCGUAUUAUCCUUAUGACAAACAGGAGUAUUGGUGGACGUAUAUAUGCGACAGGAAAUCGAGAACGUUAUUAACGGCACCAUAUCACAUUACAGGACUUGUUAACAAAGAGACUGUUCAUUUAAAGUUUACAGCUCCUCAUUGGACAGGAGUGUAUACUUUGACCGUAUGUUUGCGCUCAGAUUCCUACAUAGGUUUUGAUCAACAAAAAGACAUCAAAUUAGACGUUAAAGAAGCUCCAGCUGAAAUAACUGAACAUCCUCAGUGGGAAUUCGAAGAUUCUGAAGAAGAAGAUCCGGCCGAAACCAACGAUAGAGAAUCCGAAUAUGCUACAGACGAAGAUCUACCGGACGAUUAGGACCGAAAUUUAUUUAAUUAUUUUUUUUUUUUUGUAAAAUAAGAAAUUAACGAUAGUUUUGAAUUAUUUACUUCCUUAAUCCAUCUUUGAAGGAAACGAUAACAUUAUUUUGUUUUUUUUUGGUAUAUAUAUAAUGCGUAAAGUAUUUUUGUUCAUUCGUGUUGUAGGUAUUUUCAAAAUUAUCAAAUAUUAACCGGGGUAUGUAUGAAAUAAUAAAAUGAUUUAGUAAGAAAGGGCUUAAUGGAAAUUCUUCAUUUCGAUGUAUAUUUAUAUUUCUAUUAAAAUGGUAUUUAAAGUUUUA